Diaporthe batatas is the source of this 789-nucleotide messenger RNA. RefSeq lists its product as uncharacterized. The coding region runs from base 1 to 789 and encodes 262 amino acids. The record is from RefSeq and is a predicted model, not a curated record. The transcript has 3 exons. Gene Ontology annotation, molecular function: oxidoreductase activity. Lineage: Eukaryota; Fungi; Ascomycota; Sordariomycetes; Diaporthales; Diaporthaceae.
AUGGAGUCCCCAGCCAAAUCUGGUAUUACCGGCGCGAAGACUAGAUGGGAUGAGCUCCAUUCUUGCCAUGUUGAGCAGUCAAAUUUCAUCCACGGUACUACUGACAGAGCUUUUCUUCCCUGGCACCGACUGUUCCUCCGUCUGCAGGAGAUGCUCCUCCAGAACGAGUGUGGCUACCGCGGCUCUCUUCCCUACUGGGACGAGCAGAGAGACCUCGAGGUCUAUGAAACUAUUGACAAGGCCUCAGUCUGGGGGCCUGAUGAGUACAGCUUCGGCACCAACGGGGUGAACUCCACCAACGGGACCAACUGCGUCAUCGAUGGUGCCUUUGCCAACACGACCCUCCGCAUGGACCAGAUCUAUGGUGUGGACUACUACGAUGAGUACUGUCUGUCCCGGGAAUUUAACCAGACCGCCUGGGAGACUGCCAAUCAGUCAUAUGUCGACGCCUGCUUCGCGAAAACCACCUACAAUGAGGCCAACUUUUGCUAUGUCGAUGCACCGCACUCAUCUGGGCACCUGGCCACCGGUGGCACUUGGCAGGAGGCGAACCUCACUGCGCGCCUAACGGAUAUGAGCGGGCCACUCAUCCCUCCCGAGAACAUAAUGAGGGAGAACCGGUGGCUGUACCCGUCUGCUGCUUACCUCGAUUACGACGGCAACCCGGGCAACGACACGACACUGAAUCAUGUACUCUGGAUGGGAGGCAUUAUCCCCAACCACACUAUCGCUGAGGUCAUGGAUCUCAAGGGCGAUUUGAUAUGUGCCGAGUACAUUGAUGCUGAGUGA